UGAUUGGUUAUUUUGAGCAGAGGAGUUUGCCGGCGUGGUGGGCAGUCUCCCUCACAUUGGUGUCCCCACGUACGCUCUUGUUUAGCCUUCCCGCUUCUGCGCAGCUCGAUCCGGCUAAAGCGAUCCAGCCUGCCCCCUUGUCCGUUUGCCCCCUUUGAGCAGCAUGUCUGAUUACGGCGCUCUACCGACAAAUGGAGUCGGUGCUGGGAUGAAAAAAGACGCUUUUGCUGAUGCUGUACAACGAGCCAGACAGAUUGCAGCUAAAAUCGGUGGAGACGGUGUUCCCUCAGUGAGCAACAACGGUGGAGCUGAGAGUUAUCCCUUCGCAGCACAGAAACGGUCCUUGGAAGAAGCAGAUGAACCCGAUGCUAAGAAGGUAGCAUCACAGAGCGAGAUAGAUUCUGCAUUGUCUAUUGGAGCUCAGCUGGCUGCCCUGUCCCAACAAAGUGCCAGGCCCUCCACGAUGACGGAGGAGUAUAGGGUGCCUGAUGGCAUGGUCGGCCUCAUCAUUGGCCGAGGAGGUGAACAGAUUAACAAAAUCCAGCAGGAUUCUGGCUGCAAGGUCCAGAUUGCGCAUGGUGAGCUAGACAGUGCUGGUCUUUCAGAAAGAAGUGUUUCUCUGACCGGAUCCCCAGAUGCUGUACAGAGAGCUAAGGCCCUUAUAGAUGACAUAGUGUCCAGGGGUCAUGAGACAACCAAUGGGCAGACAGGUUCCAUGCAGGAGAUGAUCAUCCCUGCAGGCAAGGCUGGGCUUAUUAUAGGCAAAGGAGGAGAGACCAUCAAACAGCUACAGGAGCGGGCUGGUGUUAAAAUGAUUCUUAUUCAAGAUGGAUCCCAGCCACCCAACAUUGAUAAACCUCUGCGCAUCAUUGGAGACCCCUACAAAGUGCAGCAAGCAAAGGAGAUGGUUAAUGAGAUUCUACGAGAAAGGGAUCACGCAGGUUUUGGAGACCGGAAUGAAUACGGCUCAAGGAUGGGUGGAGGCGGCGGCGGUGGAGGUGGAGGUGGUGGUGGUGGUGGUGGCGGCGGUGGUGGUGGUGGUAUUGAUAUCGCUGUGCCCCGCCAUUCUGUGGGAGUUGUAAUUGGCCGAAGUGGCGAGAUGAUCAAGAAGAUCCAGAGUGAUGCUGGAGUGAAGAUACAGUUUAAACCUGAUGAUGGUACAGGUCCGGAUAAAAUAGCCCAUAUUAUGGGUCCACCAGACCAGUGUCAGCACGCAGCCUCCAUCAUCACUGACCUGCUAAACAGCAUCCGUGCCAGAGAGGAGGGUGGGCAGGGGGGUCCCCCAGGCUCUGGUGGAGGGAUGCCACCUGGUGGACGAGGGCGGGGUAGAGGCCAGGGAAACUGGGGUCCUCCAGGAGGAGAGAUGACCUUCUCCAUCCCUGCUCACAAAUGUGGGCUUGUCAUCGGCAGAGGAGGAGAGAACGUCAAGGCCAUCAACCAACAGACCGGGGCGUUUGUUGAGAUUUCUCGCCAGCCACCACCAAAUGGUGACCCAAACUUCAAACUGUUCAUCAUCCGUGGGUCGCCACAACAGAUCGACCAUGCGAAGCAGCUUAUAGAAGAGAAGAUUGAGGCUCCAUUGUGUCCAGUUGGUGGGGGUCCUGGUCCAGGGGGCCCAGGUGGGCCAGGUCCAAUGGGUGGUCCUUAUAAUCCCAACCCUUACAAUGCAGGUCCUCCUGGUGGAGCUCCUCAUGGAGGGGCACCUGGAGGUCCACAGUUCUGUCCUCAGGGUUGGGGAAAUACCUAUCAGCAGUGGCAAGCCCCUGCUCCACAUGACCCAAGUAAGGCAGCAGCAGACCCGAACGCAGCAUGGGCAGCCUACUAUGCACAGUAUUACGGUCAACAGCCAGGGGGCGCCAUGGCAGGUCAGACUCCAGGAGCCCCUGCUGCAGCAGCACCAGGGGACCAGAGCCAGGCUGCACAGGCCGCUGGGGGGCAGCCGGACUACACUAAAGCUUGGGAGGAGUACUACAAGAAGAUGGGCAUAACCCAGCCAGCUGGAGGGGCAGCACCUGCUCCAGGCGCAGCAGCAGCUGCCACAGCGGCGGCUGGAGGAGCUGCGGCUGGAGGCCAGCAGGACUAUAGUGCAGCCUGGGCUGAGUACUACAGACAGCAGGCUGCCUACUAUGGACAGGGAGGGCAGGCACCUGGACAGGCUCCUGGUCCACAGCAGGGACAACAGGCCCAGUAAUCUAUUGGCUCCAGUAAUCGUUUGGCUCCAGUCGGAUGGAUGGUUGCAACGGCUCUGUGGACUUUUUUCUUUCAAGAGAUUUCCUUUUUGACUAUAAAAAGACAAGACCAUGGCUUAAUCAUCCGCACGGACAUUUUUUUACCAACCUUGUUUGUUUUAGAAAGUCAAAAUUGAAAGGAAAAAAGGGAACACAUUUUGCCCAUGCAUUGAACAAGCACUAAAUAACUUCUUCAGUUACUUUUUAGUUUGUCCCUUCAUGUCACAGUUAAACUCACCUUCUCUCAUACAUCUGAAUUUUAAAAAAAAAUGUGAAAUGAGCAUCUUUGCUUGCAAGCUAGCACAUCAGCAUCUCCACACUGACUCACAUUUCAAGAGUUUUUCUCCCAUUGAUUUUUGAGGGUGAAAACAGUCUAGCAGUAUUUUGAAUAUUUUCUUUCAUUUAAAAAAAAAAAA
Molecule: messenger RNA, 2644 nt
Organism: Labrus bergylta (ballan wrasse)
Lineage: Eukaryota; Metazoa; Chordata; Actinopteri; Labriformes; Labridae
Gene: khsrp
Product: KH-type splicing regulatory protein
Biological process (GO): regulation of DNA-templated transcription
Cellular component (GO): nucleus; cytoplasm
Molecular function (GO): mRNA binding
Source: RefSeq, a predicted model, not a curated record